This is a messenger RNA of Electrophorus electricus (electric eel), 2088 nucleotides long. It is a transcript of the gene pno1, whose product is annotated as partner of NOB1 homolog. The record is from RefSeq and is a predicted model, not a curated record. NCBI's taxonomy places the organism in Eukaryota, Metazoa, Chordata, Actinopteri, Gymnotiformes, Gymnotidae. Gene Ontology annotation, molecular function: RNA binding. Gene Ontology annotation, cellular component: nucleus.
UCCUUUUUAUAUAGUCGAGGACACCGCGUGUUUAAGAUAAACAGACGGAUGAAUUUUGUACAUUUUUGUUAGUUUAACAUCACAAUGGAAGCUUCCAGUAACGUAACCCCUGAGGUCAUUACAAUUGUGGACAGUGAAGUCAGCACGGAUACUUUCGAAAAAGUGAAAUCAAAGAAAACUCAGAAACGUAAACAUGACAUGGGUGAAGUGGAAAUGGAAUCUGAAGACACGGUGGCACCGAAGAGACCACAAUUUCCACCAGUAUCUGGUGACAGACUAAAGGGGGGUGCUGAUGAAAUGAGAAAAAUACCAGUUCCUUCACACCGAUACACACCCUUGAAAGAAAACUGGCUCAGAAUUUUCACCCCCAUUGUUGAGAACCUGCAACUUCAAGUCAGAUUUAAUCUCAAAACAAGAAAUGUGGAGAUUAAAACAUGUAAGGAAACACAAGAUAUUGGUGCCCUCACAAAAGCAGCAGAUUUUGUAAAGGCCUUUGUUUUAGGAUUUCAAGUUGAGGAUGCACUUGCACUAAUCAGAUUGGAUGAACUGUUUCUGGAAACCUUUGAUAUCACAGACGUUAAACCUCUUAAGGGAGAUCACCUGUCUAGAGCUAUUGGUAGAAUAGCAGGCAAAGGAGGAAAAACUAAAUUUACCAUUGAAAAUGUCACAAAAACCAGGAUUGUCCUUGCAGACACGAAAGUACACAUAUUGGGAUCCUUUCAAAAUAUCAAAAUGGCACGGACUGCUAUAUGCAACCUCAUCUUAGGGAGUCCGCCAUCAAAGGUCUAUGGGAACAUUCGGGCAGUUGCCAGCCGAGCAGCUGAGAGAUUCUAAAAUGGAGAUUCGAAUGGGAUCUAUGGACACACUGAUCUUUGACCUGAUAGAAGAUUAUUGCAGACCCAGAAAUAUGAUAAAUCAGACUCACAAGAGCAAUAACCUUUAAUGUUGAAGAAAGAUCUUUACUUUGCUGUGUGGAGCUGCCUAGCGAUCAGAAGACUCUUCAUUUGACAGAUCACCAAUUGCUAUAAAUAUCGCAAAUAAAUAAACAUAUAAUAAAAACCUGUCCCACCAAAAAAGAGGCAAACUCUAUAAGAAUUAUUAUAUUUUAAUGAUUUAUUUAUGUUUAUACAGUAUCAAGUCCAUGUAUUCCCACAGUAGGUAAUAUGAUGCAACAUGCAGAGUUGACCUCCCCUAACCUAAAAUGAAAGUUUGGAGAUAGAGAUAUAUAUCUAAGAUGAAUUGAAAUUAAUUUGACCUAAAGGAUAAGCCAUUUCUUUAAAUGAAAACAAACAAAAACAAAUAUUUUAAUUGCCUGAUUAAGCUGUAAGUCUGGUCACUGUGACUCCACUAUUCUAAUAAAAUUAUAUAUAAAUUUUCUAAAAUAUCUUUUCUAAAAUUUGGUGACAUCCAUGGUGUGCAGAUAUUUCAUAUAUCACAACCUAACUAAACAGUAGGAGUUCUGAAAAUUGUUAAGCAUGCAGAUACGAUGUGCAUGCAAGCACUGAAGAAGCUUCUAGGGUUCCAAGACACGAGUGUUGCAGCCUAAGAAAAGGUAUAGGUGCAUAGGAUGGGUAAAGAGGCAAACCCCAUUUCCAGCCAAACCUUACUCUUUUAAUGACAAAACCAUAAUAGUGACAUUAAUAAGCACUCUAUUUGGGUGUGAGGUUUAAACUACAGUACAUGGUAUAUCCAGAUGGCAUGCUGAGAUCAAAUUUUAGUGUGUGGUGUUUGAUGAUGUAAUCCUGAGAUCGCAUAAUACAUAUAGAUUCUUUUUAAAAUGACAAUAAUGCUGCUUGUAUUUAAACAUCAAAUUUGAUUCAGUAGAUCCUUUCAGUGCUUCAUAAUAUGCCCACUGCCCAUAGAGAAACUGAAACGUAUUUAAAAGAAAAUGUUGAUUUUCAUAGGGAAUUUCCUUGCAGAAGCAGAUACAUUUAAGUAAACCUAUAAAUACAAUUAUUUUCUUGGCAUCUAUUUCUAGUGAGUUACCCUCCAAUAAUAUAAACAUAUAUAAAUAAACAUUUUUUUUCACAGUUAAUACAAAAAUGGUAUUAUGAAACAUGAUUAAAUGCAAGAAUGAUAGAAGAAUCU